Molecule: messenger RNA, 1727 nt
Organism: Apus apus (common swift)
Lineage: Eukaryota; Metazoa; Chordata; Aves; Apodiformes; Apodidae
Product: cystatin-B-like
Exons: 3
Coding region: 1137-1433 (98 amino acids)
Cellular component (GO): cytosol
Molecular function (GO): cysteine-type endopeptidase inhibitor activity
Source: RefSeq, a predicted model, not a curated record
ACCAUCUCGUGAUCACUGCAGCCAAGGCUGCCAUUGACUGUCACCUCUUCAACCAGACCCUCCUUGUUGGUGAGCCCAAGAUUCAGCAGCACUCCUCUCCUAGUUGGUUUGUCCACCAUUUAUAUCAAGAAGUUAUCCUUAAUGCACUGGAGGAACCUCCUAGACUGUGAAUGGCUGGCUGUGUAGGCCUUCCAGCAAAUAUCUGGGUAUUUAAAUUCACCCAUGAGGACCAAGGCCUGUAGUUGUGAGGCUGCUUUCAGCUGCCUGUAGAAAGCCUCAUCAGCUCCCUCGUCCUGAUCAGGAGGUCUGUAACAGACCCCCACACCUGUAUCACCCAUGCCAGCCUGCCCCUUGAUUCAUACCCACAGACUUUCCACUUGCUCCUCAUCAGCCUCUGGACAGAACUCAGUACAUUCUAGUUGCUCUCUCACAUAAAGAGCAACUCCCCCACCUCAUUUCGCUCACCUGUCUUUCCUAAAAAGGACAGAGCCAUCCAUGACCACAUCCCAGUCAUGUGAGCUGUCCCACCAUGUCUCUGUAAUUGCCACCAGAUCAUAACCCUUAGAUAACACACAAACUUCUAACUCCUCCUGUUUAUUCGUCGUGCUGCCUGCAUUGAUGCAUUUUGUCCCACUUGGAAGGCUAUUGAGGCAAUCCAAUUUAAAGCUGAAUAGGACCUGCACUUAGGAAAUUACUGCAUGCUUGCUUCUGAUAUUGAAUGGUAUUGGGAAAUACUAGGUGUGACUCUGAUCUACUUCCUUAGACUAGUCAUCUGCCCGUGGGUGGAGAGGCAAGAGGUUCUAGUUUCAGCCCAAACCAAAUGUCCUAAAAUGUAGGUGUGUGGAGGCUGUUGUUUACUUUUCUUAUUGAUGUGGGAACUAUAUACACUUAAUAUUUUAAAGUACUUUUUCCUAUUUAUUAGUAUUAUCAGUGCUUUACAUUGCUUUUCUGUCCUGUUUUCCCCAAUUUCUCCCCCUUUACAGUUCAGUAAUGGUAGGCUCCAUAUGUUACAGGUCAUGUGAUUCCAUGACACAUGUGUAUGUAUAUAUACAAGAUGCCUGGUGACUCUGCUCAGACUGCACUGAACUUCCCUCUGCAGAACCACCUAUCACUUCACGGAGAAGUUACCUGCCACUAUGAUGACUGGGGGCUUAUCUGAGACUAAGCCUGCUACUCCAGAAAUCCAGCGUAUUGUUGACGAGGUGAAGUCACAAUUUGAAAGCAGGGUAAACAGGAUAUGUCACAUAUUUACAGCCAUAGUAUACAGGACACAGGUGGUUGCUGGGAUAAACUACUUUAUCAAGGUCCAAGAUGCUAAUGAUGACUAUGUCCACUUAAGGGUGUUUCAGGCCCUUCCUCAUGAGAACCAAGGUCCCAGCCUUGUCGAUUUUCAGACUGGCAAGACUAGAGAUGAUCCUCUGACCUACUUCUGAGAGAUGAUGGGGAAUGGUGCCUCACUUCAGCAAAUCGCAUAUCGAUUCUGCCUAUGUCAGUGAAUUCAGGAAAAUAAAGGUUUGAAAGCUAUUGGCUCAUCUGCUGUCUCUCAUGUCUAGGUCUGCUGCCUGGCUAAAGCUCUUGUAGGCUCUGAAAUAUGGUGCAAGCCUGUUUCUGCCACCUGAGGUACUGUAGGUGUAAGAGCACACCUGUUUCAGCACCUCUUUCCAAAACACUGUCAGGCACCCUCUGAAGACAAAAACAUGGGCCUCCUGAGUAUACUUGAGGCCUUA